AUGCUUUUAUUAUCCUUUUUUGUUCUCGUCGUUGAGACUAGCUCCCAAAUUAUCAACAAACUCCCAGGUCAGGAGCUUAGAGCACAACCAUAUGUAGGACGUGUAUCCGGAGGUUGGCCCAAUGGGGGACAACAAGGAGCCGGAAACAUCGGAGGUGGCCAACAAGGAGGUACAGCUUAUCCGAUUUUUUUGAUUCUUUUUCCAUAGAG
Molecule: messenger RNA, 209 nt
Organism: Cylicostephanus goldi
Lineage: Eukaryota; Metazoa; Nematoda; Chromadorea; Rhabditida; Strongylidae
Source: the annotation of a GenBank genome assembly